Gryllus bimaculatus (two-spotted cricket) is the source of this 708-nucleotide messenger RNA. The record is from the annotation of a GenBank genome assembly. Lineage: Eukaryota; Metazoa; Arthropoda; Insecta; Orthoptera; Gryllidae.
AUGGCACAGUCACUCCCCCGUGUGCGUGCGCAAGUGGCUAUUGAGUUCUUGCUUCUGAAUGAAACUCUUGCCGCAAUACUGGCAGAGAUGCGGUCGCUCACCCGUGUGUAUACACCUGUGAAGUCUAAGGUCAUGCUUCUCGACGAAUGUUUUAUCGCAAAAUUCGCACCCAUACGGCCGGUCUCCCGUGUGCAGUCGCUUGUGCCGGGAGAGGUGGUGGGCCAGAACGAAAGUCUUCCCGCACACGUCGCAGGGGUACGGGCGCUCUCCCGCGUGCGAGCGUCUGUGAGAGACGAGAUGGUGGCGCCGGGUGAAGGAUGCGCCGCAAAAGCCGCAGCUGAACGGCCGCUCUCCCGUGUGCGAGCGACUGUGAGUCACGAGUUGGCUGCGCUUCGCGAAGGUAGCACCGCAACUGCCGCAGCUGAACGGACGUUCCUCCGGGUGCGUGCGCUUGUGAGCGACGAGAUUGCAUCGCUCAGUAAAGGAAACUCCGCAAACGUCGCAGGUCAGCGGCCGGUCCCUCUUGUGCGAGCGGAUGUGUAUGAGAAGACUGCUGCGCAUUGUGAAGGAAGCUCCGCAAUCGUCGCAGAUGAACGGCCGGUCUUUCGGGUGGCUGCGACUGGUGAGGCUGCUGGACGACGUGGCGCUUGGGACUGGCUCUUCGCCCUGACCCUCGGGCAGCUGCAGUGGCGCCGUGCUCUCCUUUAA